UGCUUUGGUCGCAAACGUUGCAUUGUGCGCUGUUAUAGCUGGCGAAAUUCCUAAAUCUUUGCAUGCUAUUUGCCCAGAUCGAAGAGUUACACCCGCAUCAAAUCCAACGUGAACUCCAGCAUUGACAAGAUGAAGUAUUCAACCUUCGUGCUACUCGCGACAGCAGCUUGCGGUGCAUUGGCAGCACCAACGACGCCUGUACCAUCAAAGACUCUCGAGAAGAGAGCAGACUACUGCGGACAAUGGGACUCCAAGGUAACAGGGACCUAUACGAUAUACAAUAACCUCUGGGGCAUGAGCGCAGCAACCUCUGGCUCACAGUGUACUGGCGUCGACAGUCUGAGCGGUUCUACAGUCGCUUGGCAUACAAAGUGGUCGUGGGCUGGAGGUCCUUACAGCGUCAAAUCAUAUGCCAACGCUGUGGUCAAAAUGACAGCUACUCAACUAUCAAAGUUGACUUCGUUGGCCACCACAUGGAAGUACUCGUACAGCGGUUCCUCACUCAUUGCCAACGUAGCGUAUGAUCUGUUCACCAGUAGCUCGACUGGUGGCUCUGCAGAGUACGAGGUCAUGAUCUGGCUGAAUGCUCUGGGUGGUGCUGGCCCAAUCUCGUCGACUGGAACUAAUAUCGCUACACCCAGCGUUGCCGGUAAAAGCUGGAAGCUCUACUACGGCCUGAACGGGUCAAUGAAGGUGUAUAGUUUCGUGGCGAGCAGCGCCAUUACAAGCUUUUCAGGCGAUCUUAUGGACUUUAUCAAGUAUCUGGAAAGCAGCCAGGGUCUUCCAAGCAGCCAGUAUCUCCAGAGCAUCGGUGCCGGAACUGAGCCUUUCACAGGGUCCAACGGCGUCUUGAGUACAACAGCGUAUAGCGUUGUGGUGAAAUGAAU
Pseudovirgaria hyperparasitica is the source of this 887-nucleotide messenger RNA. Its product is annotated as endoglucanase A precursor. Gene Ontology annotation, biological process: polysaccharide catabolic process. The transcript is spliced from 3 exons. The record is from RefSeq and is a predicted model, not a curated record. Gene Ontology annotation, molecular function: cellulase activity. Bases 130 to 885 code for a protein of 251 amino acids. Lineage: Eukaryota; Fungi; Ascomycota; Dothideomycetes; Acrospermales; Acrospermaceae.